AUGGCCGAGCGGGUUGCAGACAAGAGCGCCGACGGCAAAGAUGCCGCCGACGUCAACUUCGUCGUCUCCGGGACCGAGUCACCCCGUUUAGACGGUGAUGGCGAUGGCAAGUUUCGUGAGCCCCGGCAGCAGCAGCAGCUAGAGUAUGAUACCGCGACGGUAGAGAGGAUCUAUAGAAAACUCGACCUUCGUAUCAUCCCAGCUUUUUGGAUUCUUUACUUUCUCUGUUGUGCCAUUCGCUCCAACAUUGGUAUCGCGCAGACCAUGAACAAGGACGUCGGCCACGACCUCAUCACGGUCCUCGGCAUGACCCCAAGCGAUGUGUCCCAGACACUUUCGCUGUUCUACGUCUCCUAUAUCAUUUUUGAUUUCCCGAGUAACUUGAUCAUGACCAGGGUCGGUCCUCGCGCGUGGAUGGCCAGGAUCGUCAUCGCAACUGGUAUUGUCGGGUCUUGCUUCGCCGCCGUCCAGAAACCCUGGAGUGCAAAACUCCUUCGAUUCCUCCUCGGCGCCGUCAUCGCCGGAAUGUGGCCCGGCAUGUCCCUCUACCUCACAUCCUUCUACCCGCCCUCGCGAACCGGCAAAAGGAUCGGCAUGUACUUCACCGCCGCUCAGGUCUCUGCCGCUGUCGUCGGCCUCAUCUCUGCCGGCUUCCAGCUCAUGGACGGCGUCGGAGGUCUCACGGGUUUCCGGUGGAUGUUCCUCCUCUACGGCCUCGUGACUAUCGUCGUCGGUUUCUUGCUCCUCUGGUGGCUCCCCGACAAGCCCCUGCCGCCCGGCGAGACAAGGCAGCGCUCCGGUAUCAUGAAAUGGCUUCCCGCGACCCCCGAGGCUCUCACUGGUGAAGAUGCCGUCGUUCAUUAUCAUGAGCUCCGCCGGGCGUACCACGGCAAACGCUGGACCUUGAGGGACUUGGGUUACGUCCUCUUGGACUGGCGCCUGUGGCCCCUUCUCCUCAUGUACUUCGGCGUUGUUGGUGUAGGCAUUGGCACCCAGCUCUACGGCAGCAUCAUCAUUGCGUCCAUCAACCCGAACUUUACCGGCAUCGAGAUCAGCUUGCUCUUCGCGCCGAUCUGGAUCAUGGACCUAAUCGCAAUCCUCAUCUUCACCCCACUCUCCGACCGCUUCCACUCCCGCCGCGCCAUCAUCUUCUCAAUCGCCGUCUGCAUCCAAAUCGCCGGCCUCCUAACCACCACCUUCGCCCUCCAGAACACCUGGGCCCGCUACGGCGGUCUCCUCCUCGUCGGCUUCGGCCUCGGCCCCACCGUGCCCACCUGCAUGGCCUGGACCAACGAGGUCUUCCAGAGCCGCCACGGUGAGGUCGGCGUCGCUUCCGCCACCGCUCUCGUGUCGGGCUUGGGUAACCUUGGCAGUAUCGUCACCACCUAUGCCCUCUACACUGGUUGGCCUGCCGAUAGCGCCAAGGGACCUCAUCGCUUCCGGAAGAGUAACCUCGUCAUGAUCGGUAUCCUGUGCAUCAGCCUGCUCAGCAGCCUUGCCAAUAUGGUCCUCUUGAGGAUCUUCGGUGCCAAGAAGAGUAGGAAUGGUGGCGGUGCUUCACCGAGCGAUGACGACACGAGCUCGUUUGAAGAUGGAGCGGCGAAGAGAGAAGCCGAGGAGCGCGGCCUUAGUGGCUGCCUUCCCUGGAUCAGGAAGUGA
Messenger RNA from Scedosporium apiospermum, 1659 nucleotides. Its product is annotated as Vitamin H transporter 1. The transcript has 3 exons. NCBI's taxonomy places the organism in Eukaryota, Fungi, Ascomycota, Sordariomycetes, Microascales, Microascaceae. Gene Ontology annotation, biological process: biotin import across plasma membrane. Bases 1 to 1659 code for a protein of 552 amino acids. Gene Ontology annotation, molecular function: biotin transmembrane transporter activity; dethiobiotin transmembrane transporter activity; solute:proton symporter activity. Gene Ontology annotation, cellular component: membrane. The record is from RefSeq and is a predicted model, not a curated record.